Pelmatolapia mariae (spotted tilapia) is the source of this 426-nucleotide messenger RNA. Its product is annotated as histone deacetylase 11-like. Gene Ontology annotation, cellular component: histone deacetylase complex. The transcript has 5 exons. Gene Ontology annotation, molecular function: histone deacetylase activity. The annotation marks the transcript as partial. The record is from RefSeq and is a predicted model, not a curated record. NCBI's taxonomy places the organism in Eukaryota, Metazoa, Chordata, Actinopteri, Cichliformes, Cichlidae.
AUGAAUGAAAGAGGAGGCUUCCACCACUGCUCCAGCGACAGAGGAGGUGGAUUUUGUGCCUAUGCUGACAUCACUUUGGCCAUCAAGUUUCUGUUUGAGAGAGUCGAAGGCAUCUCCAGGGUGACCAUCAUCGAUCUGGAUGCUCAUCAGGGAAAUGGACACGAGCGUGACUUUUUGGACGACAGGCGAGUGUUCAUCAUGGAUAUGUAUAAUCGCUACAUUUAUCCUGGAGACGAAUAUGCCAAAAGAGCAAUAAAAAGGAAGGUGGAGCUGGACUGGGGCACUGAAGACUCAGAGUACCUUCAGAAGGUUGAGCUCCACAUGGAGGGAACACUGAAUGAGGUCUUGCCUGAUAUCAUCGUUUAUAAUGCAGGGACAGACAUCUUGGAUGGGGACCCACUUGGGGGACUCUCAAUAUCACCACAG